AUGUUUUUGGGGGAUGUCUUGGGGCCGUUUCAGUUCAAAGUCGAUACCAUAGAUGACAACAUGGAGGGGACAAUGAUCAUCUUACACCCUGCACAUGCCGCAGUUUCCCACAGAGGAGCCCUUGCGUCUGCGCCUUUGCGUGCAAUGAGGGAAGUGGAGCUUCCCAGCGUUUUUUCACGGGCCGUGACGGCACCGAUGGCACUUGGAGCAGUUGCCCUGAGUCGAAGUGCUGGAGCCCGACGGAUGCGACGAAAUCGACGGCCAGAGGUGGUCAAGAGCUUUCCGCGCCGAGCGGCUCGAGCGCACGCAACAUGCGCAUGUCGGGCGAGUGGAGCAGAAUGGGUAGCUGGAGAGCAAGAUGAUCGCGAAUUCCAAUCUGAAGAGGAGUAUUUGAAAUCCUUGGAGUUACAAGGUGCGCUACCUGGUGGAUUUCGCUUGGCUUCCAGCAGUCUGAAAUUUGUCCCACAGGAGGCACAGGAAAUGGGGGAACUACCCAUGAAGCUCACCGUGAUCUGUUUGGAGGACCCAACGGACCAGGUGGCAGCCACGUUCACCCAAAAUGCCUUCCCCGGCGCUCCGGUGAAACUGGGCCGUCAGCGGCUGCGCGAGAAACAGAAGAUCCAGGCCCUAGUGGUGAACAACAAGAUUAGCAACGUUUCGCCCCCCGAUGCCGAUGGCGGAAUCAUGGCCUCGCAGAGGAUUUGUGACGAAUUGGCCAAGAAUCUGCAGUUGCCCAGUGGCAAUUGCGUGUUGCCCAGUUCCACUGGUGUCAUUGGUUGGCGCUUGCCCGUUGAUGAGAUGGUGGCGGCUCUCCCAGCACUGGAGGAUUUGUCCAGUUCGCCCGCAUUAGAAGCGGCCAAAGGCAUCAUGACCACGGAUCGAUAUCCCAAAUUAGCUGCCAGGGAGUUAGCCAAUGGUGCACGACUGGUGGGCAUAGCCAAAGGAGCUGGGAUGAUCGAACCCAAUAUGGCCACCAUGCUGUGUUUCUUAAUGACCGAUGCCAAGCUUUCGCCAGAUGAGAUGCAACAAUUCUUGUCGGAGGCGGUUUCGGAGAGUUUCAAUGCCAUUUCUGUGGAUGGUGACGAAUCUACCAGUGAUACCACCGUCCUCAUCUCCAGCGGCCACAUCGAUGGCGUUCCUCCGAGCGUUUUUCGCCAAGCGCUGCGUGAGCUCUGUCGGGACCUCGCGGCUCAGGUAGUGCGCAACGGCGAGGGCACGCAGCACGUGAUCCGCGUCACGGUGAAGGGUGCGGAAGACCAGGAGAUGGCCAAGAAGGUGGGCAAAGCGGUAGUGAACGGACCCCUCUUCAAAUCUGCCGUGGCCGGAAACGACCCGAAUGUUGGACGUUUGAUCGGCAAGGUUGGUCAGACACUGGGCGCGUCUGGCGCGGUAAUGGCGGAGGGUUGCGUCUGCAAAAUAGGUGGUGAAACCAUCUUUGAGGAUGGUCAAUUCCGCUUGGACACCGAGAAAGAACGACGGCUCAGUGGACAUCUGAAGUUCGCCGCAGCCAACUGUGACCUCCCAUACCCUGAACAUCGACGAGUGGUAGAUGUGGAAGUGAUUCUGGGCGGAGGAGGUUCCGGCACCGCUGUGGUAUUAGGAUCCGACCUCACCACGGAAUAUGUCAAGAUCAAUGCAGACUACCGCUCCUAG
This is a messenger RNA of Cladocopium goreaui, 1653 nucleotides long. The record is from the annotation of a GenBank genome assembly. Lineage: Eukaryota; Dinophyceae; Suessiales; Symbiodiniaceae.